Archocentrus centrarchus (flier cichlid) is the source of this 2821-nucleotide messenger RNA. It is a transcript of the gene slc39a1, whose product is annotated as solute carrier family 39 member 1. The record is from RefSeq and is a predicted model, not a curated record. The coding region runs from base 122 to 1030 and encodes 302 amino acids. NCBI's taxonomy places the organism in Eukaryota, Metazoa, Chordata, Actinopteri, Cichliformes, Cichlidae. Gene Ontology annotation, biological process: zinc ion transmembrane transport. The transcript is spliced from 4 exons. Gene Ontology annotation, cellular component: plasma membrane. Gene Ontology annotation, molecular function: zinc ion transmembrane transporter activity.
CGUCCCGGCGGCGGAGAAACUACUUUGGCUCUGUGGGUAAACCUCGCCCCGGAGUCCUCGCCAUGUGCCGGUGCUGACCUGAUCUCGGUACCUCACCUGAACUGACAUUUUACGCUGCACAAUGGAGUACCUGUUCCAGGUGAAAAUCGGCGCUCUGAUCGGGCUGUUGCUCUUAACUCUCCUUUUUGGAUUUAUCCCUGCUCGAAUCAGAUGGUUCAGGGACACAAACGGGACAGAAGUUCAUCGCACAUUUCUGAGUUUGAUCAGCUGCUUUGCCGGCGGCGUUUUCCUGGCGGCAUGCCUGCUCGACAUCAUUCCAGAUUAUCUGUCAGACAUCAGCGCAGAGCUGGAUGCUCAGAAGGUGGAGACCCCGUUUCCCCUUCCAGAGUUCAUCAUGGCUGCUGGUUUCUUCACUGUUCUCAUACUGGAGAAGAUUGUCCAGAACUUCCGGGUGAUGAGAGCGGCUCAUGAGGAGAGGGCACCCCUUAUACAAGACAAUGGGCAUGGGCAUGGGCACGGGGGACCCACAACCCACGAUCUGGAGGGCAGCGGCCACCACGUCCAUGUGGACUUACAGGCUCACUCCUCCUUUCGUUCCUUCAUGCUCUUCCUGUCUCUCUCACUCCAUUCAGUGUUUGAGGGUUUAGCUAUUGGCCUGCAGAGCACUGACUCGAAGGUACUGGAGAUCUGCAUCGCUAUUCUUGUUCAUAAGAGCAUCAUCGUGUUCAGCCUGUCUGUGAAGCUGGUCCAGAGCGCGGUUCGCCCUUUGUGGGUUGCCGCUUACAUCGCAGUGUUUGCCAUGAUGUCGCCUUUAGGCAUCGCCAUCGGCAUCGGCGUGAUGGAGGCUCAGCUAGCAGCUGGACCUCUGAUCCAGGCCGUGCUGGAGGGGCUCGCUGCAGGCACGUUUGUUUACAUCACUUUCCUGGAGAUUCUCCCACAUGAGCUGAAUUCCCCUGGGAAUCAGCUCCUCAAGGUGAUCUUCAUCCUGGUCGGCUUCACCAUCAUGGCAGCUUUGACGUUUUUGGGAUGAAACUGACAUUUCGUCCCUGUCAGCUGCUGUCACUGUAUCGCGUGUAUGCCACUCCCAGAUGUCCAGGUCAAUUUCCUAGAGAAGGACAAACUAGACAGAAGAAUUUUUGCGGCUGCAAGGUUACACUUAUCUCUGGACUUUUUUUUUCUCAAAGGGAGCAUGACAACAUUUUUGGCGUUUUUAUUGCUUUCAGUACUUUUAUAAUUUAUAAUUUUAUUGUGGAGGUGUCCAGCUGCUUUUUUUUUGUUGUUUUUUCUAUUUUCUUUUUUAAUAAUUUCUGUUUUGCAUUGCUGUCUUUAUGUAAAGAGGUACAGAGGAUCAAAACAUGAAGAAUCAUAAACUGAUAAUGACAUAAAUGCUAUAAAAUACAUCAAAUAGUAUUAAAAAUAAUAGUAGGCUUUAAUGAUAAUAUGGCAUAUCUCGACGUUUGAUUUAAUUUGCUUCUGUAUUUACCUUUGUAGUAAUUCACCUAUAUUCUUUUUAUUUAAUUUUCCAUCUUUUUUUAAUGUGAGUGUGUCUAUACUUUCACAUAUUUAUCCUUUCAACCUAUUUACCCCCCCCCCCCCCCUCAACUGAAUAAUUUAUUUUCUUUUAUUUAUGCAUUGAUGCUUCAUUAUGCAUUUUCAGGGGGAGAGCUGGUUGGGGGCGUGUGCUGUGUAAAAGAGCAUGUUUUUAAAAAUUAGUACAUUCGUAACGAAAUGGAAAAUUCACUGGGAAUGUAAAUUUUAAAAGAGGUGUUAAUACAAAGGUAAAGAAUUGCAGAUGCAAAUUAAACGUUGAAUACCAGUCGAAUGUUUGUCCAAACUUAUGACUGGACUGUCACAUUUUAUAAAUUCUUAAUGCUUAUUUGUUCUGUUUUUGAUUAUGUCAGUUUCGGUCCUCCAUAAAGAUGAAGUACUUACAGCAGCGCCGCAUUUGUCGAAUUUAUCACUGACCUUAUUUUGAAAUGUGCAGGACGAACCUGCCUCGGACCUCUCGGGAUGCGUACGUAACCACUGGAAACAAAGGGCAGUGUUCCCAAUAUAUAUCUUUCAGUUAAUUCAGUCAUGUGGGUGCCUCCAGAGCAUUAAUGUUUAUAAAUCAUGUGUCACAAAAUCAAAUGGGAAGUUUGACUGUUGUUUUUUUUUUUUUGCCAAAAUGCACUGACUGUUCUUUACUGUGGGCUCAGCUGGGUAACUGGGCUUUGUAAACUGCUGUUUAAUAGGUACGUAAAUUAGUAUUUUCACUGAUCUGGGUUUGUUAAUGUUAUUUCAUUGCUUUUAGUAAGUGCUUACAGAUUGUUUUUAAUUUUAGCUUGCUGUUAUUUCUCAUUACUGAAACGAUAGUGCAUCACUACUAUUUUAACGCGUUACAGGUCUAGUAUACAGUACUGUGUUUCAGCCUGUUUUACACUCCAAGUAAACCACUGACUGUUUUUUUAUUUUGUCUUUACAGCACUGAAGUAGCUCUUUUCUGUCAUGUGAUAGAUUGUCCCCUCAUAUGGGGAAAAGGCAGGAAGCAGAAAUUUGUGGCAUGGUUGGCAUGAAAAGGGCACUGUCAUCAAAAAAAAGUGUUAAUGACAUGAAAUUUCACAUGGCUCACCCUUUUUUUUUUUUUAAAUGUCACUUUUGAUUACCCAACGGAACAAAAGCCACUCCUCUUCUUAAUUUCACAAUAUCACCCAUUUUGCACUAUAAGCUGAACAAAUCAUUGGAAAACCUCGACUAUCUUUUUACAAGCAAACUACAUGGAUAUUUUGUGCCUUAUGGUCGUUGUAUUUAUGAGAAACAUGACUGUGUUUUGUUCAUCUAU